Molecule: messenger RNA, 4127 nt
Organism: Epinephelus lanceolatus (giant grouper)
Lineage: Eukaryota; Metazoa; Chordata; Actinopteri; Perciformes; Serranidae
Gene: pwwp2a
Product: PWWP domain containing 2A
Cellular component (GO): chromocenter; nucleus
Molecular function (GO): chromatin binding
Source: RefSeq, a predicted model, not a curated record
GCGCCGCUUUGGCAGCAUAGCGGAAGAAAAUGGCGGCCGUGGCUGCAGAGCCAGGAGCUGCGGCGGUUCCGACAACAACAAUAACCGCGGCGACGAACGACGAGGGCCCGUCAGAACCGGGCCCGACCGGCCCGAGACUACCGGGAGCCCCACUGGAAAUCGAGGGGCCGCCCGUGGAGCCGGUCGUCCACCGGGUGGAGGAUGGUGGGGACGGGGAGGAGCGCCGCCAUGACAGGCCGGAGCUGGAGCCCGCGGCGGGAACAGCGCUCUCUGAUGACGCCGUUAACGAUGAACGGAUCGAUACUUUCCCGGUGGACCUGAUCAGCAUGGACCGGUUCUCUCCCGGAGUACCGGCGGAUCCAGAGGGCGGCGGGAACGUGUCGGUGCAGGCGGCGUACCGCAGCAUCCUGGCGGAGCCCUCCGCCGUCUUCCUGCACUCCUUCCCGGCUCCCCCUCCCGUCACCGAGGCCGGACUGUCUCUAGCGGAACCGGCAGAACCGACCACCAACGUGACGACGGACCGGACCGAGACCGCGGGCCGAGACAGAGGCUACACGGCUCCGGCCCAACCGGAGCUGAGGUCCGGCCCGGCGGAGGACGGUACCGCUGACCGGCUGUCGGUCUCGGACGGCCUGGACCCGAAGCCGGGGUACGGGAAGAACUCAGCGGGGACCGAAGAGCUGCCGGGCGGCGGCCCGCGGGACUCCUCCCCGCCCUGCAGGUCCCCGAAGAGGCGUCUGGCGGCGGACGGUUCCGCCGGGGAAGACUCCUCUCGGCCGGAGCCCGGUGUCGGUGCUCCGCCGCUCGGCUCCGGGCCGGAUCUGAGUCCUGGGUCCGAGGUCCGGGUCUCUCUGGACCACGUCAUCGAUGACGCGCUGGUGGUGUCCUUCCGGCGGGGUGAGAAGGUGUUCUCCGGGGUCCUGAUGGAUGUUUCAAAAAGGUUUGGACCGUAUGGUAUCCCCAUCACGGUGUUUCCCAGACGGGACGACGGGAGUCGACCACAGAUGUCUGUGCAGCCGCCCCCCUUGAAAAACGCUGACCCAUCCACCAAACAGGAAGAGGUCAUCGUUAGCCCCACGUCCCCGUCUUCUCCCCAUCCUCUCUCCUGGACCUCCAAACUGCCACCACUGUUCCAGGAGGGGGCGCCGUACCCCCCUCCUCUCUUCAUCAGGGACACCUACAACCAGGCCUUACCUCAGCCACUGCCACGCAAGAUCAAACGGCCAAAGCGGCGCUACCGCUGCGAGGAGCCAACCUCCAUCAUGAAUGCCAUCAAGCUCCGCCCCCGCCAGGUGCUGUGCGACAAAUGCAAAAGUGUGGUGGCAUCAGGUGGGCACAGGGAUUCAAGGCGGGGCACAGUGGAUCUGAGGAGUGAGGAGGUAUCACGGCGGCGGCGAACAGCCGAGGGGCCAAUCUCCUCGGAGGUCAAACGGCUUAGAAGUGAUGACAAGGGAGGGCGCACUGCUGCUGACAGACGCUCAUCAUCAGGGAUACGUGUGUCAUCUUCAUCAUCAUCUUCCUCUCGCCGUGUCCUGAGGGGCGUGGCUUCAUCUUCACCUUCGUCAUCCUCGUCCAGUCGCAUGUGUCUGAAUCUGAACUCUAAGAAGGUUCUGGCCAAAGGUUCCACUGGCGAUCGGUCCAAAACACGGCAGGUUCUCAAGAAGCUGGCGAGGAGCUCCCAGCCACCACCACCACACCGUCGGCCCAAAGAUCAGAACCAGAACCAGGGUCAAAACCAGGAACGCACCAAGGCCAUGACCCGAGCCGCUGCCCUGCAGAACCACAACCAGAAGGUGCACUUCACUCGCCGCCUGCAGCACCUCAGCGGCAACGCCAUCAGCUCGAGUCCUCACACGGUGCUUCCGCCCAGAAUGCGCCUCAAACCCCAAAGGUAUCGUACCGACGACAGCCAGGCACCCUCCUCCUCCUCAUCCCCGCCCAAACAGAGUGCUCGCUUAUCGCCUCCCAAACCAUUGUUAAGCCCUGCCCCAACAGUGAACUCAGCCCCGCCCGUAGAGCCACCCCCUCCCUCGACCACAUCUCCUCCUCCGACUCCCCCCUCCUGUGCAGCCAGUGUUGCCAUGGACAUGCAGGAGGUCAGCCCUUCUGGGGAGGAGGGGGCGGAGCAGGGACAGGGAAGAGAUGAUGUGCAGGUAGUGGAGGCUCCUCCCCCCUGCUCCUCCUCCUCAGACUCCUCCCACUCAGAAUGCAGUUUCACAGAGACCUUUGACCUCCCCCCUCCAGGAGACCCACCUUCCUCCUCUCCCUCCGCUCCCGCCCCCCCUACCUCCUCCUCGUUAGGGCCUCUGUGUCCCUCCUCUUCUUCUCCUACCGCCCCUCCCCCCAGAGCUGAUGGCGAGGAGACGCAGGCCGGCGGCGGAGAGGAGGAGGAAGGUGAACUGAAGAGGCGUCGUAAGUCCUCCACAUCCUCCUCCUCCUCCUCAUCUUCGUCGUCCUCCUCCGUCUUCUCCAAGUUGGUGUCCAAAUGUUCGCUCCCUGAUGGUCGGAUGGUGUGCGUUGGCGACAUCGUCUGGGCAAAGAUCUACGGCUUCCCCUGGUGGCCGGCGCGCGUGCUCGGCAUAACGGUGUCACGGCGCGGCGACACAGGGCUGGCGGUGCGGCAGGAGGCGCGUGUCUCCUGGUUUGGCUCCCCCACUACCUCCUUCCUGCCGCUCACUCAGCUGUCGCCCUUCCUGGAGACCUUCCAGUCACGCUUUGACAGGAAGAGGAAGGGGCCGUACCGUCGUGCCAUUGCCGAGGCCGCCAGCGCAGCGAAACAGCUGACACCUGAAGUCCGGGCGCUGCUCACACAGUUUGAGACGUAGCAUCAGCUACUGCUGCCAACACCUCCCUUCCUGCCCCGCCUAUAUAAGGAGGUGGGAGGAGCCUUCCCCCCUCUCCUCAGACUGAUACCUGUCUGUCUGUCUGAGACGGACGCAAACAGAUGGACGGUCCUCACGUUUCUGUUUCCUGUUCUGGUCUUCCCUUUUGGAGAGGAGGGGGCGGGGCCUCUGAAUUACCUGUCUGCAUGGGCGGGGCUUACCUCUGUGGUCACCUCCCCAGGUCUUCACAGAGGUCCUCAGUUUCAGGCAGGUGUCAGUCAGCAGCAGCGUUUCCCCUCUCCUCGCCUUCACAGCGCUGUCUGUUUGCUAACUAACCUGAUGAUGUCAUGGUGAUGUCAUCAGUCUGUUUGCCAGGCACAGAGGCUCUAUGAAAGACACUGUCCAGUUGCAUUAUGGGUAAUGUAGGAAGCAGGAUAUCUGUUAAAAGGAAAUCCUAAAUGUCCAGUGUGAUUGGCUGAAAGCAUCAUCAGGAUGAUGUCACACAUUUACAUCAUCAAAGAUGAACCUAUAAUUUCAAAGUAAACACUAAUUAAGAUCCAGAUGGUGAAGCUAAGCUAACAUUGGCUAAGCUAACAGUGGUCACAUCCAGCUGCAGUGAUUGAUCGAUGAGUUCUGAUUGGUUUCUGUUAAUUAUGUUUGUCUGCUGGUGGCGAGGUGAAACGCUGUGACGCUCUGACAUGUCACUUCCUUUUGUGCUGGUUGUCAUGGUUUCUGCGGGUUCUGCUGAGGGACAUCCACAGACUGAAAGUAAAAAACUGUGAAACACAAAGUGUUGUUCUAACUGAGGCCCGGGGUCCAGAUCAGGGUCCAGAGCUGAGUCAGAGCCUGAUCAUGUGACCAGCUCCGUCUGUUCUGAUUGGUACAAACACAGCAACUAUUACAGCUUCUGUAAUCAUGGGUCCCCGUAAUCCUGUGCUGAUGAUGUCAUCAGUGUGUGACCCAGCUGUUGAUGUCUGAUUGAUCAGACUGAUCAGUGAUCAGACGUAUUGAUCGCUGUGUGUUUGAUCCCAGGGCCUCAGUGGAUCACCAUUAGACUGACAGACGGACAGGUAGGACAGGUAGGACACACUGACUGUUGGACAGGACGGCUGCUCUGCUCUCUGACGAUGAUGACGAUGAUGAUGAUGCUGAUGACGAAGGUGGAUUUUCCCUCUGUGCUGUGGGACUCCGUUUCCCGUCUGUUUGCAGAUCAGAGAUCGUGAGCUGAACUCACCUGAGUCUCACCUGUGUCUGUUUUUUUUCUCUCAUGUUUUAAAUUCUAUUAAAAAACUGUCAAACUUUGAA